Messenger RNA from Crotalus tigris (Tiger rattlesnake), 2736 nucleotides. RefSeq names its product galanin receptor type 1-like. The coding region runs from base 331 to 1404 and encodes 357 amino acids. The record is from RefSeq and is a predicted model, not a curated record. Gene Ontology annotation, cellular component: membrane. Gene Ontology annotation, molecular function: G protein-coupled peptide receptor activity. NCBI's taxonomy places the organism in Eukaryota, Metazoa, Chordata, Lepidosauria, Squamata, Viperidae. The transcript has 3 exons. Gene Ontology annotation, biological process: neuropeptide signaling pathway.
CUUAAAGCAGCCCUCUCUCUAUCUCCAAGGCUUGAUCAACAGAGAGACUCCAGUUGAUGGAUCUUGGCAACAACCAGAGGAAAGCAAGUCUUCAAGAUGCCUACUCAGUUGCUGGGAACGUUUGAAUGAAAUGCUUCUACUGAUCACCAUGGAGAAGAUCUUUCAAGACAGAGCCAGCAUAUAGAACCCAUCAGAUCUCCAUCCAGGGGGUGGGUGGGUGGAGAAGCUUGGAUCAACAACUUUCACAAUUUGUAGGCGAAACAUACAGGUCCAUUGUUUUCCUGGAAACAUCCCCCCAAAGUGGGGCCACCUCCCCUGGAGAGAGCCCCUAUGGAGGAGGUAGCCACCAAUGUCACCUUUUGCACCACUGAUAUGGUUUUCAAGCAAGCCAAUGCUUCUACUUGUUGGCCAAGCAUGACGGGAGCUGGACCAGAGACAGUGAUUAUCCCCGUGCUGUUUGGACUGAUCUUUCUACUGGGGAUGGUGGGGAACACACUGGUGCUGGUGGUGCUUGGCCGUCUCCCACCAGGUGGACGCCCAUCCCGCAGUGCCACCAACAUUUUCAUCCUCAACUUGAGCAUUGCAGACUUCUCCUUCCUUCUCUUCUGUGUCCCAUUCCAGGCCACCAUCUACUCCCUGCCAGAGUGGAUCUUUGGAGCCUUUUUCUGUAAGUGGGUGCACUAUCUCGUCAUGGCCACCAUGCUUGUCAGCAUCUUCACCUUGGUGGCCAUGUCAGUGGACCGGUACAUUGCUGUGGUGCACGCCAAGCGCUCCCUGUGCAUUCGGAGCAAACGUAAUGCCACUCUUGGGGUGGGCGCCAUCUGGUUCCUCUCUCUCCUCUUUGCCAUCCCGGUGGCUGAGCACCAGGAACUUUUAAGCGGGCACCAGCAGGCACCCAACAGCUCCUUCUGCUGGGAACACUGGCCUGGCAAUCCAGGAGCCAAGCAGAUAUACAAGGUGACCAUCUUCGUGGUGGGUUAUCUGCUACCUCUGGUGCUCAUCACAUGCUGCUACACCAAGGUUUUAUAUCACCUUCAUAAAAAAGUGAAGAAUAUUUCCAGGAAGUCAGAAAGAUCAAAGAGAAAGACGGCCCAGACCGUCCUGCUGGUUGUUGCCGUCUUUCUGAUCUCCUGGCUCCCCCACCACAUCAUCACAAUGUGGGCAGAAUUUGGGCAGUUCCCCCUGAACAAUAUCUCCUUCACCUUCCGCAUCAUCUCCCAUUGCUUGGCCUACGGGAACUCCUGCAUCAACCCCAUCAUCUACGCUUUCCUCUCGGAGAAUUUCCGCAAUGCCUGCCGUCAAGUCUUCACGUGCAAGUUCCUCCUUCAGCCAGCCCCUGCUGACAAGCUGGUGAGAGUUCGCAUGGAGAAUUUCUCCACUACUCACUCCACAACCAAUGUAUAAAAGGGAAGACUUGAAGUAGGACAGGAAGAACAGCAAAUGGGCGACUAUACAAAAAUGUUCAGAAAUGGUUCAUCUUGGAAAAGCUGGCCUGAACAUUCGUUAUGUUCACCAAGGCGAUAUUACCCAGCUCUCUUUUUUACCCAUCCAUCAUAUUUACUAUGGGUGAUAUUAUUCAUGAGUCAUGUUCGUCAUAAUUAAGUGACCCAUGUCUCAUAUUUACAUGGCUAUUUGACCCAUCUCUGAUGUUCACCAUGGUGAUAUUACCCAUCCACCAUGGGUAAUAUGUUCACCAGGGUUCGCCAGCGUUCUAUUACCCAUCUCUGAUGUUUACCGUAGUUAUAUUAUCCAUUUAUGAUGUUCAACAUGGUUAUAUUGCCCAUCUCUCAUCUUCACCAUGGUUAUAUUUCCUAUCCAUCAUGCACACCAUGGUUAUGUUACCCAUUCUUUGUUGGCACCACUUUGACUUUUUCAGCACUAGUCCAUUCAUGGCUUAGGAGAGACAAUGAGUGUUUCUCAUAAUGCCUAAAGGGAAAGUUCCAAUUUUCUGGAAGGUACAAAUUUUUAUUUGCUGCUUGCUACUGAAAAAGGCAGUGAAAAGGAGACACCAGUACAGCAAGCUGUCUCAAGUAUUGCUGCUACCAAGCCCUAACCUUUCAACUCGCAGAAAGCAUUUCGAUGUUUAGUGUGACAGUUGGUGCUUUGUGUGUAGGUCUCAAGAAGUUUGUGCCAAAGCAAAAACCCUCAGUGCAUUAUGCAAGGUUGCAAAAUUUAUCUUCCUUGGUAAAAUUGAUUUCACCCUUCUUAGUGAUAUGUGUUAAUUUAUUCUUCGGUUGUGGAAAGCAAAAGGAUGGGCAAUCGGCAACUUUUUUUUUUGCUGACUAUCUGAAAUUCUUUCGGCCAUCUCUCUUUUCUUUGCCUGAACAUUUUCAAAGAUUUCUUUGCAACCAGAAGAUCUAGAAACAUUAAGGAGCAUUGUAGGUUCAGGAAUAGUGUAGUCCCAAGCUAACUUAAAUUGGAAAAAGUACAUUAUGUUGUUUUUAUUGUGAAAGAAAUAACUUUUACUUACUGCUUUCUAAUUUGCAACUAUCCUCUCUCUCUGUCUCUCUCUAUUCAUUGGAAUAUAAACAAAAUAUAGAGAAACACCCUCAAUAAAAGAGGCACUGCAGGGUACUCUGAAAUUAGGAACUGCUGGAAAUCUGUCAAUUUAUGCAGCACAAAGGACACAAUUUGAGGUUUUCCACACCAAAUGCAGUCCCUCCAUGCCCUGAAAGUGGUCUAUCCAGUAGCCCUUCAAAAGCUGGGCAGCUGCUACCUUGAUGUGUGGAGCACAAU